CCUAAACGUUAAAAUUACGUUCAAUACCAUAUCUCUUACCCACUUGUUCCCCAAGAAAUCUAAGGGCAGAUCUGUCAUCCCACCUACUCAUCAGUUCAAUCGUUCUAUAUAUAUCAUAUACGUAUGCAACCAGCCACCGCAAAUCCUACUUCGUUUCCAUAUUCAGCAAGCAGCUUAGCAGAUUUAUCUAUCUUGGUAUUGAAUUACUUAGAUCCAUGAAGAGAGGCAGAGAGGACGGAGAUGAGCUACGGACGGCAGACAUGGCGGCCAAUUUCUUGAUUCUACUCUCCAGAGUCGGCGAAAUUGACGCCACCAGAAAUAUACGCAGUAGUAGUCCUACUACUGCUCGUGCUUUUGUCUGCAAGACGUGCAACCGGCAGUUCCCGUCGUUCCAGGCACUGGGAGGGCACAGGGCUAGCCACAAGAAGCCGAGGCUGAUGGCCGGAGACCUAUUUCAUCGCAUUCCGACAUCUCCGGUGAAGCCGAAGACGCACGAGUGCUCCAUAUGUGGGCUCGAGUUCGCGAUCGGACAGGCGCUGGGUGGGCACAUGAGGAGGCACAGGGCAGCCAUAAGUGAAGGCUUGGUGAUCAAACACGCCGUGCAGGCCACGCCGGUCAUGAAGAAGUCAAGUAGUAAAAGGGUUUUGUGCUUGGAUUUGAACUUGACACCGGUGGAAAAUGAUCUCAAGAUGUCCAGUUGGUGAUGAUGGGUUUAGAUCAGAUUGUUUUUGUUGAAACUUUUCGAUACAUAUAUACGGUUUAGUUAAGUUGGGAUUUUCUAGUCAGUUUUUUUUCAGUUCUUGUUCAUAUAGAAUUUGUUUUUACUUCGAACUUUUUUCAUUUUGUUAUUUUAUUAAGUUAAGUUAUUUGUAAAAUAUUUUACCAUAAAAUAAUGUUGUUAUCGAAUUACUAUAAUUUGAGAGAGAGAACCACUUCCAAUGGAAGAGAAUGAGACAGAUCAACGAGAUCAUGAACCAUUUCGAUACAA
Messenger RNA from Carya illinoinensis, 988 nucleotides. RefSeq names its product zinc finger protein ZAT11-like. The record is from RefSeq and is a predicted model, not a curated record. The coding region runs from base 216 to 704 and encodes 162 amino acids. Gene Ontology annotation, biological process: response to chitin; response to stress. NCBI's taxonomy places the organism in Eukaryota, Viridiplantae, Streptophyta, Magnoliopsida, Fagales, Juglandaceae. The transcript has a single exon.